AGCAGUUUCACAACAAAAUCCCAUUGAUUAACGAAAAAAAGGAAUUGGUGAUGAAAAAGAUGUUUACCAAAGGUUGGUCAGUUUCCUACAUGCUGCAAAACCGCAUUGAAACACUGUUUCAUCCUUACAAAACAUUGGGAAAAUCUUCAGGUGACAAGGGUAAGUUACCUGGUUUCGCUGUCAACAACAACAACCAAGGGCUGAGAUUCAUUAGCAACAAUAUGGGAUUCUGGAGAAAAGUCGAUACUAACAUUAGCGCUAUGAAGGAUGUGAGGGAAAAUGAUCACAGCCCAGCAGGUGCUGGUUCAGGUCUUCCAUGGUGCAGCUUCUCACGCUGGGCAAGAUGCCUUUUGGGAGCUGUGUUAGGUUUCUUUUUUCCACUCUGGAAGGUACAAUGUGCCAAUUUAAAGAGGUUUGAAGGAGAAGCAGAGAUGGUGGUGGAAGGGGUGGAAACGGUGGCGGAAGUGGUGGAAAAGGUAGCAACGGCGGCGGAGAAAGUAUCAGCUGAGGUGGCGGAAAAGCUUCCCGAUGAUAGCAUGCUGAAAAUUGCAGCAAUGGAGGUGGAACAUGUUUCUGAAAUAACUGCCCAUGAUGCUCAUGCCACUACACACUUCAUUCACCAGGUUGAAGAAAUAAAGCAUGAGUUGGAUGAUUUGGUUAACAAAGUUGGAGAAGCAAGGACCCCAAAAAAUUGAUUCAUAGGGUGGGCCGAGCUUUUGCAAACACAAAGUCAUACUUAAGCUUGAUUUGAAUCCAACCCAGGCCAUGAACACCUCUAGCAGUGUCUAGAUUUAUUGUGACUUAAAUCUCGUCAUGUGUGGGUCCUAUCCAGAAUUAUUUGAGUCUAAAUAGAUUAUAUCCUAUUUGUGUUUUGUAAUGUUUAAUUCUAUUUAUAGUAAUGGUGAUGUAAAAUGAUACAAGAGAAGAGACGACUACGUCUAUUUAUAGGUUAAAAAUUCACCAACUGUUGUUUUUCUA
This is a messenger RNA of Gossypium raimondii (Peruvian cotton), 978 nucleotides long. RefSeq lists its product as hypothetical. The record is from RefSeq and is a predicted model, not a curated record. Lineage: Eukaryota; Viridiplantae; Streptophyta; Magnoliopsida; Malvales; Malvaceae. The transcript is spliced from 6 exons. Bases 51 to 695 code for a protein of 214 amino acids.